AGGAGUAGACUGGCUGAAGAAAUUUUCUCCGCCGUUCAAUACGACAACGCGUGCGCUUUUCUUCCGGAGGAGCCAGUAGUCGUUCUAAUGAUACUUUCGUACGAGGGUGUUGUUUAACGAUGAGAGGUUUUGAUUUAACAAUGAAUAAUUCGGGUUGUGCGACUUGCACACUCGAACCACCGCCUGAUAUUCUUCAUAUACCGCCACCGCCGUUCCCAGCGAUUCUCCAACAAAGUUCCGACUUUUAUCCGCACACGGAUUUAUUAUCGUUUCCACCUCAUCUCAAUGACAGCCCUUGUAAACAUUUCUGCGAUCGCCGCUCCGAAGGUGUUCAAUACAUAGAAAUGCCUCAACAAGGAACAGUAUUUGACGAUACAUGGCUGCUGGUUCUAAUAUCCUCCUGUAUCGGUAUAAUUUUCAUAGGCAUCAUUCUAGCAAUAUUACUCUUGAAAUGCAAAUUCAAUAGAAGUGGCAAGAGUGGCGUAAUUUCCAUACCAAACACAACAUCUGCUAUACAAGCAAAAAACGGGAGGAUUCAAAACGAAGCCGUUCUCUAUCCCUGUGCAGCUGAUACUAUGCAAGAUAGCCGUGUUAUGUGGGCUACCCUGACACCACGGGGUACCACCAGACACUAUCUGGAGGAACAUACCUAUGAAACUAUUGGCGGUGGACAAUUCCACAAGCGUGCCUGUUCAACUACGCCAACUGAACAUACUUACGCAGAUCCACCGGUAACUACCCCGAUUCAAAAUCGCCUGAAGGACGACAAAGCCUUUGAUAACACUGCGUUUGUAGAUUACGAAGAACCUUCGUUAAUAAAGACUGACUAUUAUCAGCUCAAUGAUGUUUUGGAGUCGAAUGAUCCAGGCAAUGUUUUAAUACUUACAUCUUUACUGAUAAAUAUAAUUAGCGCAUCUGUAAUUUAAUUUUAAUUUUAAUUAUAGGUAUACAAAGAGGAACAUCGCGUCCACGCGUCAGUUCGCCGACACGAAUCGAACAUCCAAAUUUACCACCCCUUAAUCUUCACCCUCAUAAACGUUCCUCUCGUAAAGGAUCUGCUACACCACAAGCUUCAGAUACUUUAUUAAGAAGUAGUAUCACAUCAUCUACAUAUAUUCCUACUAUAUAAGUUUUACGUCCAAUCUUUGUUAUACAUACAUAUUUAAAGGCUUAUAUAAUAAGCGACAUAAACAACAGUACAUUUUGUAUACAUUACCUUUACACCUAGUCAUUAUAAAUAAGAAAUAACUGCCAGUCAAAUUAAAGCGACCUAGUCGUUAGCCGGUAUAUGUAAAUUAUAUGUACUUCCUUCUUUAACCGAUUAAAAAAUUAAAAUCAUAGUAAUGUGAUCGAGUUAGUAUAUUUAGAUAUAUAACAUUCUGUAUAUGUUAAAUUUGUAUUGUGUAUGAAAUAUCAUAUAUCUAAUAAAAAUUAGGGAUAUAUGUAAAAAUUAAUCUUAUUUCAUACAUCCAUGUAUAUUUUAUUUUGGCCAAUAAAAUUUUAUUAUUUUCACAAA
This is a messenger RNA of Bombus pascuorum, 1516 nucleotides long. RefSeq lists its product as uncharacterized. Lineage: Eukaryota; Metazoa; Arthropoda; Insecta; Hymenoptera; Apidae. The record is from RefSeq and is a predicted model, not a curated record. The coding region runs from base 120 to 926 and encodes 268 amino acids. The transcript has 5 exons.